AUGAACAUUCCUUCUCUACGGAAUGGACUUGGAUGGAGCUGUUUGGUUGAAGACCAACGAUUCAGCUUUUGUCCUGAAGCAGUCAGGAUGUUCUAUGUGAGUAUCAAACAGGGGUUGGGUCCUGAACCUUCGUUUUUCACUACCGUGGUUUUCAACCACAAAAUCAAGGUGACACCUGAUUUGCUUGCGUAUGUCCUUUCGCUGUCUCAUUUUGAACAUCAAGCUGGGUUCGAUGGGGAGUUUCACGACCUGGGGUUUGAUUCCACUGCCUCACUGUCUCAGCUUACCUUUGAUACCAGCCGGUACUUUCCUCUCCAUCUGGCUGCUGGACUUCUGCCGGAUGAUCUGAAAGUGUUUCAUUGGUUCAUCACUCGAUGUUGGCUUCCUCGUGAUUUACGUAGCUUGGACGUUCUCCACCAUACCGAUCUCUUGAUUAUUUCCAAUGCUCGAGCUUGUCAACCCAUCAGCUACGCCUCCUUAGUCUUUAUGCACAUGCUCCACUUUGACGAUGGUAACUAUAAUGGGAAUCUUCCUUUUGGGCCUCUCGUCACUCAUCUUUUGAAUCGAUUAAGAGCCUUCUCCAAAGUCUUUGAUCCUAUGUCCUCACAUUCUGGGUCUGAAGAUGAUAUCUCAGACUAUGAAUCUCCUCCUAAGUACCCCUUCUAA
Molecule: messenger RNA, 666 nt
Organism: Linum trigynum
Lineage: Eukaryota; Viridiplantae; Streptophyta; Magnoliopsida; Malpighiales; Linaceae
Source: the annotation of a GenBank genome assembly